Pectinophora gossypiella (pink bollworm) is the source of this 1643-nucleotide messenger RNA. RefSeq names its product PI-PLC X domain-containing protein 3. Gene Ontology annotation, molecular function: phosphoric diester hydrolase activity. Gene Ontology annotation, biological process: lipid metabolic process. The record is from RefSeq and is a predicted model, not a curated record. The transcript is spliced from 8 exons. The coding region runs from base 229 to 1380 and encodes 383 amino acids. Lineage: Eukaryota; Metazoa; Arthropoda; Insecta; Lepidoptera; Gelechiidae.
UUUGCAUUUAUUUAUUGCUGCGAAUCGCAUUGCUCGCAUGUUAGGUUCAUGUUCAUUUUAACCUAAGUCUCGAGCGAGUGUACCCUGUUAUCUUAUACGCUCAGAAUAAUAAAUGAGUACUCAUCGGAUACCUAACGGUCACUCUGUUUGGAGGAACAACGGAUGAUUUCGGGUAGUCGUGAAAGUUUUGCUUCAGUGUAUUAUUCCACUUUUUAACUUACUGAAGACAUGAAGUUGGGUGGGUGUUUGGUCGUCGUAGCAAUAAUAAUGAGUGACGACAGUUCAGCACAGUCUUCUCUGAACUUGGAGACAUGGAUGAGAGAUCUUCCACCACAACUGCAAGAUGUGCCAUUGAUAUAUCUUGCCAUACCAGGUAGUCAUGAUUCAAUGACGUACAGCAUAACACGGUCAAGUGGACUAGCACCCGAUGCUGAGCCGACUUGGAGUAAACUGUACCCACUGUUCCGAGGUACGAUCUUACGCUGGACCAUAACGCAGAAGCUAGAUACCUUGCAGCAACUUCUCAUUGGCAUUAGAUACUUCGACUUGAGACUGGCCACUAAGACAGGGUCAGACAACUUCUUUUUCACUCAUGGCCUAUAUGCGGGUGAGAUUUCUGAACCUUUGCUUCAGGUCCAGAACUUUGUGGACUCACAUCCUGGCGAGGUAGUAAUACUGGACUUCCAACACUUCUACGGGUUCACCCCAGACGACCACAAUCGGCUGAUGCGGUUCCUCCUCAACAUGUACGGACCCAGACUGGUUCCCAGGACACAGGACCUGCCUAGCGUCACGCUCAGCUCCCUCAACAGGUUGCGGCAACAGGUAAUAGUAGUAUACCGCCACCAAGCGGUGUACGCGACAAGCGAGUUCUGGCAGCCGCAGAUGCUGCCGUCGCCGUGGCCACAGCAGGACUCCGUGUCGGGGUUGCUCAGCUUCUUCGACCACGUUCGGAGACACCCAGGGUCUGGCUUCGUGCACCAAGCCGUACUCACGCCUACACCCGCCUUUAUUGUGCUCAGAUGGAUAUCAAAUCUCCGCGAGAAAUGCGCGAAACCAGUUAUUAAAGAGGUGCUUCCAAAGUUGACGGACUUCGCCCCAGGGCCUCCUAAAUAUCAGGAGCCUCCCGUCAGGUCGCCAGUCAACGUCGUCAUCGCAGACUUUGUCGAACUAAAUGACGCCAUCUUCCCGAAAACCAUCAUACAACUCAAUAUGAAGCUGCUGAGAAAUACUGAAAUUGUUUACCAUAACGGUGAGGACUGGAACAUCUGGACACGUCGUCAGUUAGUAACACACCGAAUGAUUCGCAGAUGGACGUGUAAGAGCCUUGUCGCUUCUGUACGUCACCAUUUUUGCUGCCAUCAUCCGUUACAACAUUAACGCUGUCGUCACAAUCUUGUGUUUGCUCUGUUCCCAUGCUUUGAUCAUCUGCGGUUGUGUCCUUAAUGCUUUCUAUGUGUUCGUCUAUAAGGGGAUUGGGAUUUAAUUUAGAAUCUUUAGAAUCAGUAGUGUCUUCACUAUCAUUGUUAACUUCUGGAUUUGGUACCAUAAUUGUAUUAGCUUUAUUUAGAAUAUUAUCUACUUUUACAGUAAGAUGUUGUGUCGUAAAUUCUUUGUUAGCGAUUACAGUAUCUGUAGCUUUA